This is a messenger RNA of Glycine soja, 1931 nucleotides long. RefSeq names its product cyclic dof factor 1-like. NCBI's taxonomy places the organism in Eukaryota, Viridiplantae, Streptophyta, Magnoliopsida, Fabales, Fabaceae. Gene Ontology annotation, biological process: regulation of DNA-templated transcription. Bases 143 to 1591 code for a protein of 482 amino acids. The record is from RefSeq and is a predicted model, not a curated record. The transcript is spliced from 2 exons. Gene Ontology annotation, molecular function: DNA-binding transcription factor activity; DNA binding.
CACCAAACCAACUUCUCUAUAUAUGUAUCUGUCUGUACUUAUGUAAUAUAUUUUCCCUCGUUUCUUUCCCCAUUUUUUUCCCUAGAAAGAGAAGCAACAACAAGAGAGAGAUUCUUGAACCUGAAACUGUUACAACACAGGAAUGUCAGAGGUUAAGGACCCUGCGAUAAAGCUUUUUGGAAGGACAAUUUCGCUGCCACACACACACAUCAAUGAUUCUUUUUCUUCUGCUUCUGCUUCAGGACCUGCUUGUGCCCCUUCAUCUUCCUCUUCUCCUCGUGAAGUUACCUCUUCUGCAACACAACAACAGCAUGAACCUGAGGAACCAUCAAGGAAAGUACUUACCUCAUCACAAGAUGAUGAUGAUGCCUCACAUCAAACCACAGAGGAUUUGAAAUCUUCCACAACAUCUUCAGGCAUAUUUGAGAAUCCUAAGACUCCCUCAGCAGAAACCGAGACAUCAAUACCGAAAUCCUCCACAAAUGGAGAAAAAAGCGAGAAAAGUGCUUCUGAAGAAAAAACACUAAAGAAACCUGACAAGGUACUUCCAUGCCCGCGAUGCAAUAGCAUGGAAACCAAAUUCUGUUACUACAACAACUACAAUGUCAACCAACCUCGCCAUUUCUGCAAGAACUGCCAGAGAUACUGGACAGCUGGAGGUACAAUGAGAAAUGUGCCGGCAGGAGCCGGUCGUCGAAAGAACAAGAAUUCCUCGGCGACUGUGUCACAUUACCGGCACAUAAUGUUCUCUGAAGGGCUUCAGGGAGCCACACUCAAUGCCCCCAAUGGAUUGCAUAAUGCUGUUAUGACCUUUGGUCCUGAUUCUCCCCUUUGUGAUACGAUGGCAUCUAUGUUGAACAUUGCUGAGAGAGCACAAAGUUGUGUUCCAAAUGGGUUUCAUGUAACUGAGCCAAAUAGUUUUGUUUCCUAUAGAAAGGAGGAGGAGGAGGAGGAUGGUACUAGUGGUCACUCUACUGGAGUUAAUUCUGUUGCAACAACAUCAACUUUAAGCCAUAGUGGCUCACAUGAAUCAUUGGAUAAAAAAGUUGUUGAAGGUUUCACUCCUCAAUUUCCAUACUUUCCAAGUGCACCUUGGCCUUAUCCUAUCCCUCCUCCUACAUUUUUCCCACAAGGGUACCCUUUAUCAUUGUAUACUACACCUGCAUAUUGGAGUUAUAUGCCACCCUCUUGGAAUAACAAUAUAUCAGCUAUCUCACCCCAAUCUUCUGUUAACAACUCUGUCUCUAACCCUACUUUGGGGAAACACUCAAGGGAUGGAAACAUCAUUGCUUCAUCCAAUUCACAAAGAGAAAUGCAUGACAUGGAGCACAACAGCUCAGAACACAAUGCCUUGAUCCCCAAGACACUUAGAAUUGAUGACCCUAGAGAAGCUGCAAAGAGUUCCAUUUCCAUGUGGUCAAAACUAGGGAUCAAGAAUGAUGACAAGGCCAGUUCCGGAGGCCUUUUCAAGGCUUUUCCAUCAUCCAAGGGAAAUGAUAUCAAUCAUCAAAUGGUUGAAGCAUCAUCGCCGGUGUUGCAGGCCAACCCUGCGGCUCUAUCGCGGUCUCUUACCUUCCGCGAGCAGACCUAAAUGGGAAUGAAUCACAGUGAGCCAAAUCAAGUGCAACCUCAUUUUGCUGACAAGUUAAGAAAUUGUUUUGUUGAACAACCUCUCUAUGCAGAAUUCCUAGGACAGAAGAAGUGUUUCACUAUGGCUUCUCUAGCUACCAAUACCAUCUAGAGCCUGUUAAAACUGAAACAGGUGUUUUGUUCCAGAAUUAGAUGAUAUCUGUUGAGUAAAUAUCUUGGUGUACAGAUAUAUAUAUGUGUGAGAUGAGGAAAACUAGGGGGAGAAAAGAGAAAGGAAAGGAGAUUCUUAGACUAAAAAUCCAAUGGUGAAGAAUAAACUUACUAGUCUUCGUUGGUUAGAA